This is a messenger RNA of Lucilia sericata (common green bottle fly), 5548 nucleotides long. RefSeq lists its product as uncharacterized. Gene Ontology annotation, cellular component: membrane. Gene Ontology annotation, biological process: potassium ion transport; transmembrane transport. The transcript has 16 exons. The coding region runs from base 194 to 4732 and encodes 1512 amino acids. NCBI's taxonomy places the organism in Eukaryota, Metazoa, Arthropoda, Insecta, Diptera, Calliphoridae. The record is from RefSeq and is a predicted model, not a curated record. Gene Ontology annotation, molecular function: voltage-gated potassium channel activity.
UUUUUUUUGUGUGGACUAAACAAAACAUUUUUCGCUUUUUGAAAAAAUUUAAACAAAAGAAAUAUAAUAAAUAUGUUUAUUUAUUACAACAACAAUAAUUAUAAUAAUAUUAUUAAUAAUAAUUAUAUGAAAAACAUUGUGCUGUCAUAGCGGAAGGAGCGUAAAUGUUUUUUAAAUUUAACGUCAGAGUAAAAUGCACGUUAAACCAACCACCCAACGAAGAGUAAGUGGACCUGGAGCAUUUGGAACAUACACCGACCAAUGUGCUAGCAGAGAAAACUUGUAUAGUAGCGAUCAACAACAACAACAACAAAAUCAUCAAUUUAAACAACAACAACAACAAUUAAAGCAACAACAGCGCCAACAACCGCAACACCAUUCGCAUCAACAUUUGCUGCGCCAGUCUCUGAUCAACCUUACAAGCGCUCAGAACACACAGACUCAGACUGCUCCUCUAUACAGUAGUCAUUCGGAUAAUAACAGUUAUUGUAGUGCCGUAACAACACACGAAGGAGCAACCACCUCCGAUCAAGAUCAAGAACAACAACACCAUCAUUUACAGCAGCAAACGGCUGGUGAUCAAACCAGUAGUAGCGUUAGUUAUCGGUCGCGUAAUACGUCGCGUAAAAACAGUGAUCACGUUUCGUCCUCUACGCGUAAUCAGCUGCACAAAUCGAUAUCGUGCAGUUGUGAGUCUCUUAAAUGUGCAUUAGUUGUUAGUGAUACGUUACCGGCUGCAACAUCCACCACCAACACCACCACACACACCACUAGUGCUAAAGGUGCGUCACGCAACUAUUACGGUCUCAGCACCGACAACGACAACGAAUUCUUACUUGACAGCGAAGUUAAACCACACCGCGAGGAGAAAGGUAGUGAUUUCGGCAAGCCUAGCAGGCUAGGCGGCAACGCCACCACCACCUGCCCCCGAAGUUCAACAGGUGAUGAUCAUCACUCACUGCAGUACGAGACAUCAUCAGCAGGCUUACGCUUUAGUAGCGUUUCGAAACAAAACUCUUACGAUAGUGGUUCACCGCAGCUGUUGACCCUUGCGGACGCCAAUCAGCGUUAUCAUCAGCAGCAACACAGCCCAACCAGUCGUCUCUCGUACAGUCCCAACAGCAAAAGUAGUAGCUUGGCCAUAGCCGAUGAUUAUCAGGAUUCACAGCAAACACAGGGAGAUUUCAAACAUCUAGUCGUUCAUAAUCUAAGCAGCUCGGAUCCGUUAAGCCAAACCAGCAGUUAUAGUCAUCAUCAACUAGAAGACGCCAACAAUUGUCCACUGCUAAAGACACACUACAGCGAUUGUAAUAUUUAUGCCAAGAACGAAUUAGAUUCGCAAUCACAGCAACCGGACAAGCAGCAGUUGGUAAAUAAAGCCUAUAUCUUCAAGUGCAUCGGGAAUAGUCCGUCUUUCUUGAAGACCAAUAAAAUCAAAGAACAGUCGCGUAAACUGAGAAAUCUGUCGCUGAAAACUCAUCCUACGGGCAAGAAAAAAAGUCAAAUACUAGCCAAGUCAAACGCGGUGUCCGAUAAUUCUCUGCAUCCGGGAGACAAGUAUCUUAAUCUCUACCUGGUGGAGAAGAAACAGCAACAACAGCAGCAGCAACAACAGUCGACUUCAACUUCACCAUCAGUGGCUUCCGGACACCAAGUGUCGCGACACAGUACUCCUUACAUAGUGAACGGUGCUGUCAAGUCCUCAUAUCCCACAUAUCGUUCCUCAAUUAAAAGUGAAACAGCCGUAAGUGCCGUCUUAGCAGCAGCCGCCGCAGCAGCCGCAUCCGCCAACAGUAGCAAUUCGUAUUUGCAGCAACAGCAACAGAUAUUCGGCGGCAAAAGUAGUAGUGUCAAUUAUUUAUCCUCCAACCCAACCUCCAGCAAACAGCAGCAGACGCACCAGCAGCAAUAUAAAACAGCCAAAAUUAAUAACAAAGGCUGCAAUCUGGUCAACAACGGCAACAAACUUAGUGUUAGCACUAAUUCGUGCAAUCGCCUACAUGCCGGCUCACCCCAUGCAAUAUCACCGAAAAGUUCUUUAUCGAGUAACGGACACCUCAAUAAGUAUUGUCUGACCGAUAUAAGUCGUCGCAAAACCGAAUUCAAUCGACAGCUUAGUGCACCGACUGAUUACACCCAUCAUUCAUCGAGUAACGGUUCACAUCAAUCCACCAACGAGGUCGUUGGCGGCGAAUCAACAUCGACCGUUGCCAGUGCUGGCGUUAAAACACCAGCCUACUUGCAACAGCACUCGUUACCCAAUCAACAGCAGCAGCAACAACAGCAAAAUCCACAAACCCAACAGACACCACAUACCACACACUAUCAGCCCCAUUAUCAUCAGCAUCAUCAACAUCAUCAUCAGCAGCAGCAACAACAGCUGCAUCAACACCAACAUCCCCAUCAUCAACAACAACUACUACAGCAGCAGCAACAUCACUAUCAACACAGUCAACAGCACCUUCCACAACAUCACUCAGCAACAGUAUUAACGAAACCAACAUCGAACUCGUGUACGAACAGUUUCAAUAGACGCCACAUUAAACGUCAGAAAAAUACGAAAUUAAAUGAAAGACUACUACGUCGUGAUAGUGAAGACUCCUCUGUUCGAUGCUCGUACUGUUCAGUACUAAAUGUCAACGAGAACGAUUUAAGGAGAUCAUUUGAGAAUACCUGCACCGAUUCAUUGGUAACAGCUUUUGAUGAUGAGGCUUUACUAAUAUGCGACCAAGGAAACGAAAUGGCAAGCACAAAGGUUCACUUUGAUGACGUAUCGUUGUACGGGACUCCGAAAGAGGAGCCAAUGCCUUCCAUCCCCAUUGUUUCGGAAAAAGUUUCAGCGAAUUUCUUAAAAAGUCAAUUGCAAUCAUGGUUUCAACCAACCGACAAUCGGUUGGCCAUGAAACUAUUUGGCAGCCGCAAGGCUUUAGUCAAAGAAAGAAUACGUCAGAAGACUUCCGGACAUUGGGUUAUUCACCCAUGCAGUUCAUUCAGGUUUUAUUGGGACCUUUGUAUGCUUUUAUUAUUAGUAGCAAAUCUUAUUAUCCUGCCAGUCGCAAUAUCAUUCUUCAACGAUGAUCUAAGCACACGAUGGAUUGCCUUUAACUGCCUAAGUGAUACUAUUUUUUUAAUAGAUAUUGUAGUCAAUUUUAGAACAGGAAUUAUGCAACAAGACAACGCUGAACAAGUUAUUUUGGAUCCCAAGCUUAUAGCCAAACACUAUUUAAGAACAUGGUUUUUUCUUGAUUUAAUUUCAUCGAUACCAUUGGAUUAUAUAUUUUUGAUUUUUAAUCAAAUUAUGAAAUUGCAGGACUUCUCCGAUUCCUUUCAAAUUUUACAUGCCGGUCGUGCCCUACGAAUAUUACGCUUAGCUAAACUCUUAUCAUUGGUCCGAUUGUUGCGCUUGUCCAGGCUGGUGCGCUACGUAUCACAAUGGGAGGAAGUAUAUAUUCUGCAGAAUCUACAGAAAAAAAGUGCUGAUCGAAGAGGGAGAAUGCACAGAAAAGACAAAGAAGGCUUAACAAAAAGCAACCUAAUUUUAAAGUUCCACUCGUUUCUAAAUAUGGCAUCGGUGUUUAUGAGAAUUUUCAAUCUGAUAUGUAUGAUGUUGCUAAUUGGUCAUUGGAGUGGUUGUUUACAGUUUUUAGUGCCAAUGUUACAAGGUUUUCCCUCAAACUCAUGGGUAUCAAUCAAUGAAUUGCAGGAGUCAUAUUGGCUGGAACAAUAUUCAUGGGCUUUAUUUAAAGCAAUGUCACAUAUGCUAUGCAUAGGUUAUGGCAGAUUUCCGCCCCAAUCCUUAACCGAUAUGUGGUUGACAAUGUUAUCCAUGAUAUCGGGUGCUACAUGUUAUGCUUUGUUCCUGGGUCAUGCUACAAAUUUAAUUCAAAGUUUAGAUUCGAGUAGGCGUCAAUAUCGCGAAAAGGUCAAACAGGUUGAAGAGUAUAUGGCGUAUCGUAAAUUACCGCGCGAUAUGCGUCAACGUAUAACCGAAUAUUUCGAGCAUCGUUAUCAAGGUAAAUUCUUCGAUGAAGAAUGUAUAUUAGGAGAAUUGAGCGAAAAAUUAAGAGAGGAUGUUAUCAAUUAUAAUUGUAGAUCUCUCGUUGCGUCAGUGCCUUUUUUUGCAAAUGCUGACUCCAAUUUCGUUUCUGAUGUUGUUACAAAACUUAAAUACGAAGUAUUUCAACCAGGUGAUAUUAUUAUAAAAGAAGGUACUAUUGGUACCAAAAUGUAUUUUAUACAAGAAGGUGUGGUCGAUAUUGUUAUGGCCAAUGGAGAGGUGGCAACAUCUUUAUCGGAUGGUUCAUAUUUCGGUGAAAUUUGUUUGCUAACAAAUGCCAGACGUGUGGCCAGUGUAAGAGCUGAAACGUAUUGUAAUCUAUUUUCCCUAAGUGUCGAUCAUUUCAAUUGUGUGCUGGACCAAUAUCCUCUAAUGAGAAAAACAAUGGAAACUGUAGCCGCCGAACGUCUUAAUAAGAUUGGCAAGAAUCCGAAUAUAAUGCAACAAAAAGAUGAACAAUUAAGCAAUCCAGAAUCAAAUACAAUAACAGCGGUAGUCAAUGCUUUAGCCGCUGAAGCGGAGGAAUGUAAAGAUGACAGUGAGAUUGAUCCCAAAGAAAAUCUAUUACAUGGUUCGAUGUCAAGUAUAGCAGAGCCCAUACAAACAAUACGUGAAGGUUUACCCCGUCCUAGAAGUGGUGAAUUUCGUGCAUUAUUUGAGGGCAAUACUCCAUGACACUGAGAAAAAUUAUUAUCAACGGCAUCGACACCGACACUACAAUUGCACUAUUAUCAUAAGCAUUUGUUGGCAUUUAGUGUUUGUGGUGUUAGAAGAGCAACACUGUGAAUUAGUAACAACAACAACAUCAAUCUUUAUCAUCAAUAACAACAACUACAGCAACAAGAAGUAAAAGAAGAAAAACUACAACAUAGUUAUCAUCAGCCGCAGCAGCAGAAGCAUUAGUAAAACGCAGUAAAUUGUUAUUUAUAUUCAAGCCUCAUAUAUUGCUAUUUCAAGCAGCCUUUUUAUAAAAAAAAAUUACCUAAAGAAAAUACUUAAAACUUAAUGGAAAAAUACUUUGAAAUAGAUUAACAUAUGACAGUUCCUUUUAAUCAUUUAUAUUUACUUUUACUAUAAUAACUUUACUCUAUAAGAAUUUCUUAACAUUUAACUGUCAAUUGUUUAAAGUUCUAAGAUAUUUUUCUAUUAAGUUUUUCCUCAAAAAAAAAAAUAUAUUAAAACAAAAAUACUAUAUAUAAUAUAUAUCAUGCUUUAACACCAAAUUAUUCUAGCGGUUGCUUUAAAGUCCAUUUUAAGUUAAAAUAUCAUUUAAAAUUACAACAACAACAGUUAAACUAAACUAAAUUAAACACAAUCAAAAAAAUAAAUAAAACGAUAGACAGACCGACAAAACUAUUAACGAAUUAAUUAAACAAUAAAACUAAUAGAGAAUUUAAUUAACAAGAAGAAAAAAAGAAGAAAUGUUUAAGUUUUUACACUAUUAUUAUACUCCCCAGCAAAAAAAUUUUGAAGUUGUUAAAGAAGAAGGGA